UUCAUUGCAUCAAGAGAUUUAAACUCGAACUAUAAUAUCAGAAGAGAUUUAAAUCAAAUUAUAAUAUCAGAAAACAAAAAGCAACGCGAAGACUUCUUCAAGUAUGCGAGCUAUUUUCGGAACUAGUGCGCCGACUCAUUCUCGAUAGUGGAUAUUUAUUAUCGAGAAUUGCUGACAGCCCAUUGUGUUAUUCGCGCUAUCAGUAAACGAAGCGAGUGAAAGCGCACCCGCGACGGAGAUACAAGAAAGCGCGACGAUCUACGAUCAAUUGAUGUGGGAGAAGAGCCUCGCGCUUGACAUGCCGCGAUCAAUGUAAUUUGACGAAUUGAUGAUGGAAUGUAGUUUCGCGGAGACGUGACUAUCUUUCCGAUCGUUCGUGGCACGUUGACAGAAACAUCCCCAGACCUUGAAUCAGACAUGAGAUUUAACGAUAAGGAGCUCGCAGAGGCGAGCUUUGGACCCGCGGAUUUAGAAGGACGAUUAAAUCACAAGCGGGCACAUAAGUCAGUAUUCAAGGAGAAAUGGUUCAAACUGCGAUACAAUCUAUUGUUUUACUUCAACAUCAAUGACUUGGGGCAGAUCGACAGGCGGCAACCUGCUGGGGUCAUUAUUCUAGAGAAUUGUAAUAUCAAUGUAGAUAAUUCAUCUGAAGGAGCAUUUGCAUUUAGCAUUUCAUUUCGUGAUGAGCUGGACAAGCGGCAUGUGCUGAGUGGUCGUUCCGAAUCCCAAGUAGAACAGUGGAUUAAUGCACUUAAACAAGCGAGCUAUGGAUAUUGGAGGUCUCGGUUAAUCACGCUUCAAGAAAAAUUGUGCAAGAAAACGGGCAAAGAUCCAUUGCUCAUGUAUCCUAGAAAUCAAGGUGUAGUGCGAGAUGAGGCUUGGGAACCUGCCUCUAGCUUUAGAUCUCAUGUACGUUCAUUCACAACAUCGGUCGCAUUAUCGCCUACUUUGAAUACGAUAACAAGGGAAGUUAAUCUCAUAGAUCUUUAAUAUCAGAGAUUGACUUUAGAAUAAUUAAACUAAAAGUUGAUCUGUGGCCUCAUGAAAUUUAUAUUUUAGACAAAUACGUGUAUAUGUAAUCAGUGCAAGAAUAUUUAAUGCAAAGCUGCCGAGUAAGCAAGUUUUAGAAAGUAAAUAUUGUAUGAGCUUUAAUAAUUUAUAUAGCAUAAUAUAGCAUAAUAUAUGGACUCUCUGAAUCUAUACAAAGAAAAAUAGAAAUAUUAUAAUUAGGCAAUAUAAUUUACUUUAAAUAAUAAUUUUGUUUAAGAAAAUAUGAGAAAAGUUAUCAAAAUAUGAUAAAUACUAAAAAAUAAAAAGUAUUUCUGAGGAAAUUAUUCUUUUUUUAAGACAAAAAAGGCUCUGGGAAUAGAGAAGAAUUAAAUUAUAUAAAGUAAUGAUAAUUUCAAAUAUGAAUUUAUUUAUUUAAAAUAUAUACAAAUAAUAUAUACAACGAACAAAUUGUAUUAAUUUUUAAUAUAAAUUAUAAUAUAAAAAGGAAUUAUGUGAGCGAAUGCUUAGUAAUACUUCGAUGAUUAAAUGUUAAUAUUUUUAAAUAGAUAAUAAGAUAUACUUAUGUUAUAUGAGAAGAAUAAAAUUCGUGGUUAUUUACCAUUCUACCUCUAUGAAUUUAAUGAAGUAUUUAAACUAAAUGAAUACUCAAUUUUAUUUGUAACAAAAUUGUGUAAUAACAAUAAUUGAUUGGAAA
Pogonomyrmex barbatus (red harvester ant) is the source of this 1705-nucleotide messenger RNA. RefSeq names its product pleckstrin homology domain-containing family J member 1. Gene Ontology annotation, biological process: endosome organization; receptor recycling; retrograde transport, endosome to Golgi. Lineage: Eukaryota; Metazoa; Arthropoda; Insecta; Hymenoptera; Formicidae. The record is from RefSeq and is a predicted model, not a curated record. Gene Ontology annotation, cellular component: early endosome; recycling endosome; trans-Golgi network.